UCUCGGAGUUAGUUCCCUUUGCCCUUAUUAGACAUGGCGCUGGCCAGCGUAUUGGAGAGGCCGCUACCGGUGAACCGGCGCGGGUUUUUCGGACUUGGGGGUCGGGCGGAUCUACUGGACCUGAGUCCAGGGAGUUCCAGCGAUGGGCUGAGCCUGGCCGCGCCCGGCUGGGGUGCCCCAGAGGAACCGCGAAUCGAAAUGCUUCAUGGAACCACCACUCUGGCCUUCAAGUUUCGCCAUGGAGUCAUUGUUGCUGCUGACUCCCGGGCCACUGCCGGGGCUUACAUCGCCUCCCAGACGGUGAAGAAGGUGAUAGAGAUCAACCCGUACCUUCUGGGCACCAUGGCCGGGGGUGCAGCAGAUUGCAGCUUCUGGGAGCGGCUGUUGGCUCGGCAGUGUCGAAUCUACGAGCUACGAAAUAAGGAACGCAUCUCAGUAGCAGCAGCCUCCAAGCUGCUAGCCAACAUGGUCUAUCAGUACAAAGGCAUGGGGCUGUCCAUGGGCACCAUGAUUUGUGGCUGGGAUAAGAGAGGCCCUGGCCUCUACUAUGUGGACAGUGAAGGGAACCGGAUCUCUGGGGCUGCGUUCUCUGUGGGUUCUGGCUCUGUGUAUGCUUAUGGAGUCAUGGACCGAGGUUACUCCUAUGACCUGCAAGUGGAGGAGGCCUACGACCUGGCCCGUCGAGCCAUCUACCAAGCCACCUACAGAGACGCCUACUCAGGAGGGUCAGUCAACCUCUACCACGUGCGGGAGGAUGGCUGGAUCCGGGUCUCCAGUGACAAUGUAGCUGAUCUCCAUGACAAGUACAGUGGGUCUGUCCCCUGAAGAAGGCUGGAUGUAGCUGCUGUGUUUCUUGGGGUGACCAUUAUUGGUAAUAAUACAGCACCCCUGGAAGUAACCUCAGAUGUAUCAUUACCUUCUUUAACACUCUGGGACACUGGCCUCUACAUGGUACCAACUGCUAGUGACCUGCUGCAGAGGUGCCCAUUUGUACUUUCUUGGAUGUCAACAUUACACUAGUUACUGUCCGA
Molecule: messenger RNA, 1031 nt
Organism: Cavia porcellus (domestic guinea pig)
Lineage: Eukaryota; Metazoa; Chordata; Mammalia; Rodentia; Caviidae
Gene: Psmb5
Product: proteasome 20S subunit beta 5
Exons: 3
Coding region: 34-825 (263 amino acids)
Cellular component (GO): proteasome core complex
Molecular function (GO): threonine-type endopeptidase activity
Source: RefSeq, a predicted model, not a curated record